Molecule: messenger RNA, 1837 nt
Organism: Panicum hallii
Lineage: Eukaryota; Viridiplantae; Streptophyta; Magnoliopsida; Poales; Poaceae
Product: plant UBX domain-containing protein 2
Exons: 3
Coding region: 162-1478 (438 amino acids)
Biological process (GO): DNA repair; defense response to fungus
Molecular function (GO): protein binding; DNA binding
Source: RefSeq, a predicted model, not a curated record
UGCUUUUAUUGCUUCUUCAUUUUCUUCCUCGUUUGCUUCGUCCCCGCGGCGACAACCUCUCCACCACGGCCGAAGUCCACUCAGCGUGAGCGCUUCCACGCCCCAAUCCCUCCCCACCCCACCCAGCCCACGCUUGUCCUCCUCCUCCUCCGCCGGCUGCGAUGAUGAAGGACAAGAUGAAGGAUUUCAUGAAGAAGGUCACCUCCUCCGGGACCCCCUCCUCCUUCAAGGGCACCUCCCACGUCCUCGGCUCCGGCUCCGGCUCCGGCCCCUCCCCCUCCUCCUCCCACCCCACUUCCCGCCCCACAAACCCUACCCCUAACCCCAGGCCCGCCCCCAAGCAGCCAUCGCCACCUCCCCCGCCCGCGCCAGCCGAUUUCACCCCCUUCACGCCCCUCAUCUCCUCCUCCUCCUCCUCCUCCCGCCGCCCCGACGCGAAAGGCGCCGCGGCCGCACCCACCGUCGCGUGCCCGAGCUGCGGGGACGCGUUCCGGUCCGAGCUCGCGGUCUCCGAGCACCUCGACGGGUGCCUCGCGUCGGCGGGGGGCGCCCGCGCGCGCGCCGCCGCGUAUCUCGCCGCCGACCCGCCCCCGCCCGCGGCUGCAGUGGAGGUGCUCAAGCGCCUGCUGGGCAACCUGCUCCGGGAGCCCGGGAGCGACAAGUUCAGGCGGGUGAGGCUGGGCAACCCGCGGAUCAAGGAGGCCGUGGCGGACAGGGAGGGCGGGUUGGAGCUCCUCGAGGCCGUCGGGUUCCGGGUCGGGGAAGAGGGAGGGGAGCUCUUCGCGGUGAUGGACGAGGUGCCCGGCGACGCGAGGCUCAGCGGGAUCAGGAGGGCCGUGCUCUUGCUCGAGAGGGCACACCCCUCGGCAUCACCAGCUCAGGUGGAGACGGACUCCAAGGAGAGCCGCAACAACGGGGUUGAUGGGCAGCAGGAGGCCAGCAAGACCAUUGAUCGACAGAUUCGGGUAUUCUUCUCUGUUCCUGGGAGUUCUGUUGCAGAUAGUGAUGUACCAGAUUCUUUUUACAAUCUUAGCGGAGAGGAGAUAAGAAAUGAAGCAAGGAUGAGAAGGGAAAGGUUAGAGCAAUCUCGACUGCUAAUUCCAAAAUCUUACAAGGAGAAGCAGGCAUUGGCUGCUCGACAGAAGUAUAAGCAAGCAGUAAUCCGAGUUCAGUUUCCAGAUAGAGUGAUUCUUCAGGGUGUAUUCCUUCCAGGGGAGGCCACUGGUUCACUAUAUGAGUUCGUCGCAUCUGCUCUGAAGCAGCCAGGUUUGGAAUUCGAGCUCAUCUGUCCAGCUGUUCCUAAGCCGCGCGUGGUACCACAUUUCCCAAAACUGGGGGAGCGGGCGCGCACACUGCAAGAGGAGGACCUGGUCCCUUCCGCGCUCCUCAAGUUCAAGCCCAAGGAGACGGAUUCCGUCGUGUUCACCGGUCUGCUUGACGAGCUUCUCCAAGCCAGCGAGCCACUUCCUGCUGCGUAGCAAUGAACUGUGCGUAUAGGAGUUAAUUGGAUGGGCGUCUGACUGCCAUUGCCCGCGAACUGAUGUUGUCGAUUUUCCUGCCGUGGUUUCGUUACAUCAGACUUAAAACAGGGUUGCAGCCAACAGGAUUACUCUAGUCUGGAUACCUGAUACUGCAUUAUACCUACUGUAAUUGCCUGCCGGACAUUGCGGCAAGGCUGCUCAAGAGCCCGUAAGGCCCAUGUUGAGCCGGAUCUUAAGUGGGCCGGGCUCAAAUGUAAAGCUACAAUAUACAUGGAAAGAACAUUAGUUAGUUUUGGCUUUUGUGUGAACACUUAAUUUGUCCGGGCUGCCAAAAGGCCGGUCCGUUUCCGUCUUGA